Messenger RNA from Linum trigynum, 2434 nucleotides. The record is from the annotation of a GenBank genome assembly. Lineage: Eukaryota; Viridiplantae; Streptophyta; Magnoliopsida; Malpighiales; Linaceae.
AUUCCUCAUAUCGCAACAUUUAUGUUCAGUUCUGUAUUUUUCGUCCCAGACUAUCCUUUCACACAUAAUUCUAGCAUCUUUUAUAACUUCGCUCUGUUAAAUGUCUUUAUGAUAUUAAAGUCGUCUAUAGUGAAACAAUUCUUCUAAUUUCCCACUUUCAAUCGCACUAGAAAGUAGAACCGCACAAAAUAGCCAAACAAGACUAAGAUCAAAAUGGUUAUUUAGUGAAGGAAGCGAAGAUCUCACAAACCAGGUGAUCUUGGUCUUCUAAAUUUCAUGUUCUCGAUGAUCGUUGUCCUAAAAUUGUACAUGCUAGGACAUCCCUACACAUAACCGUUCCCUAAGCUAUAUGACUCUAAUCAACGGGCCCACAUUACCUAUGGCCCAUCCAGAAUUACCGGUUCCAACCCUUCCAUGUCGGCCCACAAAGUUUCCACACACAGACCUAAGUUCCCAUCUUUCCAGAACAUUUACACAUUGCCAUCUUCACCCACCUGCCGCCCUUCUUCUCUGUUCUCCCAUUUCCGCAAUAUACAGUACUUGCGCCGUUCGACCACCCAGAUUCGGCGAGAAAGAUCCAGGUGACGACUGAUUGAGGUAAAUAAUUCCUUCCUUAACCUUUCCACUUCAGCUUAGUAAAUUAACACGACCUUAACAAAAACGCUAAAUUCGUUCCCUUUCUCUCCGUUUCUUAGAUCCAGUUCCGGUUUCGAGACGCUAGCCUUUCCUUGCCGAUACAGAUCACUUGCAUGUGUUCGUUUGCCAUCAUGUCCAGAAACUUCGUGCUUCCAUCAAACCCAGCCGAUCCGAUUAUGACAUCGGCCGUAAUCAGAGGCCUUCAAGGAUCUUCGCUGACCCAACAUAUCGUCCUACGUUUGGUUCAUGCCUGGCUAUCUGAUGAAUUCAUACCGCGAACCGGACCGGAAUUUUUCUACACUUUAUGGAUGGAUCGGGAGGAAAACUUAAUCGAAGGUGUUACAAGGGAAUCAGAUAUUGCCUUUGCGCAGAACUGUCUUUCGGUGCAAACAUUGUACAACAUUCAGGCAGUGACUCUUACUAAGGCAAAACGAACUGGCCGAGCUGCUCCCGGAGAGAUUCGUCUACAUAUUUCUCCGGAAAUUAAAUUUACAAAAAUUGAUGAAAUUCAGUUCAGAGAAAAAUUCCCUAUUGAUAGCUUCAAAGAAAUCGAGUUUGAAGACUUAUCGCACCUGGUUACACAGACUACUCAUUUGGCAGAUUUGACAGGCCGCCUGGUAUCCGUUUCAGAACCACUCGAACAGAACACCGGGUCGGUUCUCAUCACAGCAAUUAUAGAGAACACCAGGAAUGUCACAGCCACUAUCGACUACACUUCGAAUUCCGACCAUUUGUAUCGAUAUUGUGACACAAUGGAACUUUCACAUCCAGUCUUGAUAACCUUUACAAGCAUAGCAAUUACAGAACCUGAACCGGACAAUCGCCUGCUUCUUAGAAGUACACCUGGAACACGACUACUCUAUGGUUCAUACACACACCGAUACAGGACAAUGAUGGAAAGCUUCUUCCACGACCACCUGCCUAUUAGGGUACUUCAGGACAACCCCAUUGCACCGACCGAGCUUUUCAGAAAAGAUAUACCGCCCACAGUUACAUUCAACAACCUCCUCUGUUUUCUACAAUCUGAUCAGACCAGCAGACAGAUGAGAUAUUGGUGUUUGGCCCGAGUGGACUAUAUCAUCAACAACGGUGGUGUAGUUAUCCACAAUGACACCGGAAUAUGGUACGAAGCGUUGGUAAGCUGCAAAGACUUCACAUCAAAGCAAACGAUUAAAUUCGACCAUACUGCAAUGGUUCAGUUACUCCGAAUCCCAGCCAAAGAAUUUGCAGAAAGACAGGAUUAUGAGCAACAUGGAAUACUGAAAGCCGCUGAAAACAAAUAUUUUACCUUAGAAUUAGCCGUUUACAGAGACGACAACAACGAGAAAAAAUUACUUGUCACCACUCUUUGGAGUCCUCUCUGUUCACACAUUUCCUAAAAAACAGAUUUCCUUCCGGAGAUGUCGGGUGUUCUUUGUCAAAUGAACAGUGAUUGCUACUAAGACCUUUUUAUGCGUGUGUAUAACAUCAAUACUGUUAAGACCUUUUGCUGGGAUGACUUUUCCCUCACGUCUGUAAAGCAUUCAUAUAAUAGAUACUUAUUACACUAAACAAAAAUAUCACAAUAAAGCGGACAUUACAUCACACCCGCCGCGCAGCGCGGGCUGCCAUAGCUAGUAUUAAUCAAAGAGCUAGUCUAAAAGCUAACGAUAAAUAUGUCUUGUCGGAUCACUCGUGAGGACAUUUUAAGAAAAGAGAACAAAGAAGAAAUUGGUUCAGAAAUAGAAACGAAUAGCCUCAAGUACCGUCGUAUCCAAAAUUGUACAGGAAAAUUCAACAAUAAAGUAUUUUAUAUUAC